UCCCCGCGGAGAGUGUGCACCAGGCCCCGGGGAGAGGACAGGAGGCUGGGCCAGAAUCCCCCGUCGCUCCCGGGUCCUCCUGGCCGCCGGCGGGGCCUGUGCGCCGCGCGGUUCGCCGCCGGGGAGAGGGGCGGGGGAAGGCGAGCGGGACGGACGGACGGACAGACGGACGGGGCCGGGCUGCAUCUCGGGACAGCGCGGAGCGGGAAGGCCCCGGAGAAAGCUGAGCUGGGCGGCGGAGGAGGCGGCGGCCACCUCGGCGGCGCAUCCCGGGAAGAGUCGGGACCUCCCCGCCGCCCUCCUCCUCCUCCCACGAUCUGCAGCUCCUCGUCCCGCGGAGAGCGGAGCCGCCAGUGCCGCCCCGGCUGGGACCCGCUGGCUGACACCUCCGGAGCGCGGGGCUGGGGGCACGGAGCUGGAGCUGCGCGCCUGGAGCGGAGGAGGGGGAAGGACCACUUGCCUGCGCGGAGCAGCGGGCGCUGAGCGCCCGUCCCGGCGGCCCGGCAGCCACCCGGGGAAGGGAGUAAUAUGUGGGAGGCUGUGGACUAUUUGCUUCCGACAUAGGAACAACUUUGGGUUUGGAAUCUGCACUCCUGAGAGAAUGCUGGGAAUCUGCAGAGGGCGACGGAAAUUCUUGGCUGCCUCUCUGACCGUCCUUUUUGUCCCAGCUAUUACAUGGAUUUAUCUGUUUGCUGGGAGUUUUGAAGAUGGGAAGCCAGUGUCGCUGUCUCCACUUGAAUCCCAGCCCCACAGUCCUCGGUACACGGCUUCGAGCCAGCGGGAGCGCGAGAGCUUGGAAGUCCGCAUGCGGGAGGUGGAGGAGGAGAACCGCGUGCUGCGCAAGCAGCUCAGCCUGGCACAGAGUCGCAGCCCCUCUCAUCACCAUGGCAAUCACUCCAAAACCUACUCCAUGGAAGAGGGGACAGGUGACAGCGAGAGCCUGCGGGCUGGCAUUGUGGCAGGGAACAGCUCCGAGUGUGGGCAGCAACCAGCAGUGGAAAAAUGUGAGACUAUCCACGUUGCCAUUGUUUGUGCAGGGUACAAUGCCAGUCGGGAUGUUGUCACACUUGUCAAGUCUGUCUUAUUUCACAGGCGAAACCCACUCCACUUUCACCUCAUCGCAGAUGCAAUUGCCAAACAGAUCCUGGCAACUCUGUUCCAGACAUGGAUGGUCCCUGCUGUGCGCAUCGACUUCUAUGAUGCAGAUGAGCUCAAGUCGGAAGUGUCUUGGAUCCCCAACAAACACUACUCUGGGAUUUACGGGCUGAUGAAGUUGGUUCUGACUAAGACUCUACCUUCUAAUCUUGAGCGAGUCAUUGUCCUCGACACAGACAUUACAUUUGCCACUGACAUUGCUGAGCUAUGGGCCGUCUUUCACAAGUUCAAAGGGCAGCAAGUUCUUGGCUUAGUAGAGAACCAGAGUGAUUGGUAUUUGGGCAACCUUUGGAAGAAUCACCGACCUUGGCCAGCGCUUGGGAGGGGCUACAACACAGGGGUUAUCUUGCUGCUUCUCGAUAAGUUACGGAAGAUGAAAUGGGAGCAGAUGUGGAGACUCACAGCAGAGCGGGAGUUAAUGAGCAUGUUAUCCACCUCACUGGCUGACCAGGAUAUCUUCAAUGCAGUCAUCAAACAAAAUCCCUUCCUUGUCUACCAGCUCCCAUGUUUCUGGAAUGUGCAGCUUUCUGAUCACACACGUUCCGAGCAGUGCUACAGAGAUGUGUCUGACCUGAAGGUGAUUCACUGGAACUCACCAAAGAAGCUCCGAGUGAAAAACAAGCAUGUGGAGUUUUUCCGCAACCUCUACCUGACAUUCCUGGAAUACGAUGGGAAUUUGCUGAGACGGGAACUCUUUGGCUGCCCCAGUGAGGCAGACAUUAACAGUGAAAAUCUCCAGAAACAGCUGUCUGAGCUGGACGAGGAUGACUUGUGCUAUGAGUUUCGUCGAGAACGUUUCACCGUCCAUCGCACUCAUCUGUAUUUUCUACAUUACGAAUACGAGCCUGCUUCAGACAACACCGAUGUAACGCUGGUGGCGCAACUUUCGAUGGACAGGCUCCAGAUGCUUGAGGCCAUCUGCAAACACUGGGAAGGUCCAAUCAGCCUGGCACUCUAUCUUUCUGAUGCAGAAGCCCAGCAAUUUCUGCGCUACGCUCAGGGCUCGGAAGUACUGAUGAGCCGCCACAACGUUGGCUACCAUAUCGUGUACAAGGAGGGCCAGUUCUAUCCUGUGAACCUGCUAAGGAAUGUGGCCAUGAAACAUAUCAGCACACCAUACAUGUUUCUGUCCGACAUUGACUUCUUGCCCAUGUAUGGACUCUACGAGUACCUCAGGAAGUCUGUCAUCCAGCUAGACCUAGCUAACACCAAGAAAGCUCUGAUUGUACCUGCUUUUGAGACCCUGCGCUACCGCCUCUCCUUCCCGAAAUCAAAAGCAGAGUUGCUGUCUAUGUUGGACAUGGGGACCCUCUUCACGUUCAGGUACCACGUCUGGACGAAAGGGCACGCGCCAACCAAUUUUGCCAAGUGGCGAACAGCCACCACCCCCUACCGCGUUGAGUGGGAAGCAGACUUUGAGCCAUACGUCGUCGUGAGGAAGGACUGCCCGGAGUAUGACAGGAGGUUUGUUGGAUUUGGCUGGAACAAAGUAGCUCACAUCAUGGAGCUGGAUGCACAGGAGUACGAGUUCACGGUGCUGCCCAACGCCUACAUGAUCCACAUGCCGCACGCCCCCAGCUUCGACAUCACCAAGUUUCGCUCCAACAAGCAAUACCGCAUCUGUCUCAAGACCCUGAAGGAGGAGUUCCAGCAGGACAUGUCGCGCCACUACGGCUUUGCAGCCCUGAAAUAUCUCACGGCAGAGAACAACAGCUAGCACCACAGAGCCCGUGUACGGGAAACAGGGACACCGGAGGGAAGAGCCACUCAGCGCGUGGGGCCCAGUCAUCAAAUUCUGAACUGAGAAAUACUUUCUGUUUUUAUAUCAUUCUUGGCAGUUCUAACAGUAGAAAUUUGAAGUGACAUGUCUUCAGACUGUGCUCAUUCGUCCCUUCCCCGACUACCCCAGGCCUUUUGGGCUUUAGCAUUCAUGAGGUGUCUGCGAGUGGAGCCAGCCAGGCGCCCUCCAUGCCAUUGAAGGUGGGGACUGGGCAGGGACUGGGAAUGCACUCUGCUCUCUUAACUGCAGAGCAAAGACAGACCUUCAGAAUAUAGGAUUUCAUGUUGCUAUUUAAUAAUUUGACAUGCUUUUUAUCUGUAAAGGAAGAUCUUCGGGUCGCUGUCCUGUGAAUUUCAAAUCUGCACUACUCUAAAAGGGAACUUUCACCUGUGAACUUUCACAGGGGCCCUGUUAACAUGGAUGACCUUGCUAAUGCAGGAUGAGCCAAAGGUCUGAAUUAGCCUUGAAAACACAGGGGACGCUUAUACAAUACUGCAUUCCCGAGAAGGUGUGUUACUGGUUUAGGUGUAUAAAUGAUAUUGGUUGGUCUUUUAUUCUCAAAUUAGUUGUUUUAUCAGGAAAAUCCCCUAUACCCCACCCUGCCUUUGUCCCAGUCCUAAAUGCUGCUCCUUUCCUUGCCAAGGAAAUGUCUCCCUUGUGUUUCUUUCCCAUCUUCAAUUUCGGUCGUCCAGUAAAGAAGAUCAGUAGCUCUCCUAGAAAGUGAACAAAACUCGUCACUGUAAGGUCUGUUUUCACCUGAGCAACUUGUUCAUGUGUGUCUACUAAGAUAAAGGGUCUGGCUCUAACUCUUUAUCUUUUUUAGGCAAGAAUUGGAUUUUACCUUUAAGGCACAUUGUACCAGGGGAAUAUUGAUUUGUAGGCUCAUUUCAGUGCUACCCAUCCGUGAAGGCUCUGGGCCUUAGGCUUUAAGUGGACUUCUUUGCUGAACAGGGAAUAUAAACUAUUAAAAAGGCAACUAGUAGCCUUGGUGCUCUCCUGCUGCCUGCUGCAAGGUCUCAGAACUACUUCGUUAAAGGAGUUUAUAAUUAAAAGGAGCAGAACUGUUAGGAAUAAACUCCCCAUUCGAGGGGGAGAAAAGAAUCUGUUGGGAAUCUGAGUGAGUGUUUGCUUGAACGUGAACUGGUCAAGUUCACACCAUCAGUACACACAGGAGUAUGCUGGAGGGCGAACAGGAAACCUAACAAGCAAAAUGCAGAAAACAAGACACUGGACUUUUUGCCAUUUUCUUUAUCUUCAGUAUUAAUGUUGUGUUUACAUGGGAUGAAGAGAUGAGGUUUAAUGCACUACCCCUUGCAGGGCUAUUUGUAAUUUUUGUUGCAAUGUUAAUAGAGAAAGCAGAAACAACUCAGUGAGAAAUGUGUCUUGUCUCCCUACCCCAGAUUCCCAUACAGCCACACAUACCAAUACUACUGCCUGAGUUGGAAAAUGAAUCCACAUUGCGUUCUGCUCAUGUAUUUUCCAUUUUGUUUUUCAGCCACUGGACCUUCUACCUUCCUCCCCACCUCAUCCCUCUAGAGCUUGGUUUUAUUUCUAACCUGACAUUUUGUGAGAGCUUUCUGUUACGGUGGAAGCCACGCAGUUUAAACCAGACAUUUAAACUACAAAUACCAGUUCAUCAUUCUGUGUAUAUAUAAGAAAAUCCAAAAAGGCAACAUCUUUGAGAAGAAAUAAAAAGGGGCGGGAGGCUACGUGUAGUUUUCACUUUUUCUCCUGGGAGUGUUGGCUGCGUAAGAAUAUAUCACUGCAUAAUUUUCCAAAGAGCUUUUUUUUUUCUCUUCUUAAUAGCUUCAUGUAAAGAUUUACAUAAAAAGCUAGAAAGAGCGGGGAAGAAGUGAGUGCUCAGUUCUGGCUAAGAUAUAUUCUUUUUAAAAAAACUGAAAUCUUAGCUCCCCAGAUCCCUUAUUACUCACCAUUAAGGGCCCAUGUCACUGUGCUUAUUGAGAAUGAGAAGAACCCUGCAGCACAGAGUCCUUUUGAUAAGCUAAUGUGCAGAAAGAUACCAAAAGCUGACCUAAGAGAGUCUAACACUGGUUGUACCUGCAUAAAAUCUCCAAUCAGAGCUUCAGUGUGGCCGCCAUUAUGUUUCAUGUGUAUUAAAAACUUUCAUUGCCAGAUGUACGUUUCUCCUUGCCUAAGGAUGGACUGGAUUGCCCUGCAGCAGCACAGCCUGUAGCAUGGACCUGUAUAUUAUUUGGAUGUACCAUUAUCAGCAUUCUUCUCAUUGUUCUCUUCUCACUGGUCAUGUGAUGAGGAUGGGGAGAACAGGGAGGUAAUAAUUUGCUACUUGUCUGACUUUACAGUGAGUUGUGGGACCUCCGGGGUAGGCUUAGGUGUCCUGGCUGGUGUAACCAGCUCUAAGAUUGGUAGUAGGUACAAAGAGUCCCUUUUUUUUCCUUACAGACACUGUACUGAUUUGUAUCUGUCACUGUCAUGUUUGUGCUCAUAAUUUGAGAGGUGUAGGGAUUAGGGUUUUUUUAGCACAUUUCAUCCAAUUUACCUAAUAGCAAGUUAGGAUUACAUGUCUGACUCUAACUGCUAGGGCUCCUCCAACACCAUGAAAGAAAACAAUACUGACAACAACAAAAAUACCCAACUCAGUUAUAACUGAGUGUCUUCCAGUCCUCUGCUGUAGUAUUUGUUAGCAACUUUGUGACUUAAUUAUCAGUUUUCUCCUGAAAUCUUCAAGAAAUAGCAGAAAAACCUGGUGACUCAAUACCUUUGUUUUAUUGCUUUGUUCCACCAACUUCUCUCUUGUCUUCAGUCUAUGACUUCUCCCCUAUCUCUGAUAUUUGGAAAGUGUGAGUCUCUCAUUUAGAUAUCACUCCAGCACCCUCUCAGUGAAGACUGAUGCAAAUAAAUCAUUUAGAUUCUUGGCAUUGUCCUUAUUGUCUUUAAUUGUUUCUUCUACUUAUUGUUUGGGGUGGCCUACUGGAUAUCUCCACUUCUCUGCUUUUGUGUACUGAGCAAAUGUGCAUUUCAGCUUUAACUUCCUACUGUUUGCUCUUCAGACUCCCUCUUAGCUUCCUCAAACUCUGUCUUAACUAUUACAUAUCUUCCUUUCAGCUUUAGAAUGUUUUAUUUCCAUUCUCUGAAGGUUUUCUAUUUGGCCCAAAUAACUUCUAAAAUUUCCAAUUGAGUUAUAUCAUUGUCUUCCAAUCCUUGUCUUCCAUUCAUCUAAGGGAUAUAAUACUACAUGGUUAUUUAUAAGGCCCUUUCCGCUUUUAACGUGAGGAUUUCAGUUUUUCUGUUCUUUUUAAUUAGGGUCACCGAUUCUUCCUUUAAAAAGGUAAAGAGGGCUUUGUUCUUAAAUUUAUAUUGAAUUUCACCAUACUAGGUUUUGAGAGUUUGUAUUUUCCUCUUUAACCUUUCUAAAUGCUAACCUUUUCCCAAUCAAGGAGUCAGAAAUAAAAUCUUACAAAAGUCUUUUGUUCCUCUAAUUUGGGCUCUUAUCUUGACAUGUUUUGUUCCGUGUCUCCCUUUUCCCUCUCCAAUACAAAACAGUGGCACACAGGAGUCACUGGAAACUUUUCAAGUCCCAAAACCUGAACUGUGUAUUUUCCAGCAUCUUUUGACAUCCCACCACAUUUCAGGCUUCAUUGUUAUUCCAAAUAAUAGUCUGCUGCCUCGCACGCAGUCCUCCUGUUUUUGUUUUCAUGCUUCUCCCUUUGAUAUAACAGGCUUUACAAGUUUAAGUCUUGGGCAAAGCACUUAUUUAAUACCUUAUUGUAAGGCUCUAAUGUGUUUCCAUGAUUUUUCUCUGUUGUCACAGUGUAUAUAUAUAUAUAUAUAUAUAUAUAUAUAUACACACCUUCAAAAGUUUGGCUGUAGUUUCCAUCCUAUCAAUUUCUACCUAAGGUUCAUCUACCUGGCAGACCUAGAAAAUAUCAUUGUUUAUCCUGGGUAGUCCUUAAUACCUGUCUGAUUUUUAUUUCCAAAUCUUUACUUUUAGUAAUUCCUUCCAGGCUUGCUAGUUUCCUAUGCAAGCAAUCUGGUUCCACUUCACAAUUUUCAUUUUUUUUUCCCAUUUGUAAUCAUCGUCUUGGACUCUGUGACAGAAAGGAUUUAGCAGCUGUACCUGCAGUUCCAUCACUUUUGUUAGACUGAAUAUGACAUAUGCUCACUAAAGUACUGGUAGGCUUCAUGUUGUUUAUUGGUAAAUCAUAAACUGCAUUUUUCUUUUACUGCAACAAGCAGAGACACUUCACAGGGUUAUUUGCAGUAGCUGUUGCAGUAGAGUAAGCUCUGUGUUAGAGGGAGAAGCACAAAAACCUUGUCAGGAUUGUAGCUCCUGUUUCUCUCCGCAGGGGAAAAUAAGGCCCUAGCACAGCUGAACAGUUUUAUAAAUGCCCUGCACAAAGCACAUUGCACAUCAUUUUCUGGUAGGUGUAAUCGUACAUCGUCCAAUUAAAUAUGAAAAAUACAUUUUUAAUGUUCUCAUUUUUAUGUGCAAUUCUAUCCAGAAGAUAAUGCAUUUCCUUCUCUAUCUUGCCAGUUUCUCCCAUUACUCCAGCCUGCCUAAUAGCCCCAUCUGUUUUCAGCUGAGAAAGAUUAAUGACCAGAAGCACUGGGAGUCCUGGCAAAUCAGCAGAGAUAUUACUCUUAGACAUUGCUCAGGAUGUUCCUUCCUACUCUGCCAGAUACUGUAUGGGUGUUCCUCAGGUUUCAGGGCAGCAACAGCAGAACACAGCAAGCUCAGCAAGUGGGGUGAGUGUCAUUCUUUAUGAACUUCAGCCAGGUCUAAUACAUUUGAUGGUGGGAGUGUUAAAAAGAGAAUGUAUCACUGUUAGCUCAAAAAAUAUUUCAAUUUUAUUUUAAAAAAAGCAUCUAAGUUUCUGCAACCACAGUGAGUGAGACUGGAACAAAUGAGUCGCUGGUAGACAAUGCCAGCCAAUAAUCUAGUAUUUCCACUGCAGAAUUGAAAAGGCAGAAGCAUUGAUAGCUAAAUGAAGUAAUUUCUACACUAGUAAUUCAUAACGUAUAUUUAGAUGGUGUGUUUACAUCCAAACACUUCAGGGAAUUGGGGAUUAUUUGAAGGUUGCUACUUUGUUUCACAAUAUAAAACUGCUUAGAAAAACUUCUGGCUGUGAACAGCAAAUUAUGGCUCUGGAAAUGCUUGCAAAUCUGGGUUUAGAAAUACCUUGCUUCUGUAGGAAUUUGUUUUCAUCAGUACAUUCCCAAAACAAAACAAAAAGUCCUUGAGAAUUUCAAAAGGAGCUAUGUAUGCAUCAGGUGGCUGGAACGUUUUUCUCUUACCACUACUUGGGAUUUGGGGUUUGAUUACUCUACCGAGCAGAAUUAUUAUGAUGAGUUGAAAAAAUAAUCUGGGAAUUAGAAAGCCAGGUAAAUACUUAUUUGUGUUGUCAAUCAUAUGAACGUAUUUGUUCAGACACCUUAGUGGAUACUCUAGUGGAAGUGUUAGCUCAUUGAGGGUGUCAGGAUGCAAAAGAUCUUAAGCCCAGGGUAAGAGUUUAGUAUCCAUUCAAUCAUUCUGUAUAGUUUCCUCUCAUGUAGUGAGAACAGCUUCCUUGCUCCCAGCAAAUUACUGUUUUUUUAGGGUUAAAAUGUCCUAAAAUUCUGCAGUAUGGAUCUGUGGAAGUCACUGUGCUGGUAGCAAAGGCUGCAUUUGAGAGCUCCAUGGUCCAUUGCCAUGAGACACAAGAUUUCGUUUCAAAAGAAAUAGUUCUGAUCUGGGGGUAAUUCUCUGACAAGGGAUUUAGACACCCUACCCCCACCACAUAUAUUCAAGAAGUCCCCAAACACAUAAGACCAAGUCAAACUAAGCCUGUUUCUCAGUAUUACAGCAACAUAAUUCUCAGCCAACUGGAUGUGUGAAUUUUCAACAUUAGCCAUUGUAUCACAAGACUCAUGCAAAGGCUGCAGAGUCAAUCAUGUGGAAGUUGCCGGAUCUGAAAUUUCAAGUUGCUGGUGGACCUAGUGACUUGCUCAUACAACUUCUUUCUGUCCCCUGGCACAUAUGUAGUAGGACAUGGUCUGCACAAUUAUUUUCUCAAGGUUUUUUUAGAGGACUUCUCUUUCAUUCUGUGCUCAGAGAGGAUGAUAUUCAGAUGAAUGAAGCAGCUAGGUGAUACUUCUUUUUACUUUUGCUUUCACUGAGCUUUUCAUAAUACGAUAGCAGCCUUGAUUCUGAGCAAAGCGAGACUUUUUGUUUCAGAGGAUAGGUAUAAACUGUGGUUUAGGAAAAUCAGUUAUCCCCCAUGCUCUCAGACUUUCUAAGCAGAACACCUGCAGUUCUGUUCUACAAGCUUUUCUUAUUUGGAGGGAUCCUGUGGAGCUGAUGGAAAUUAUAUAUUCAGAGGCCUUGUAGCACUCACCCCCAUCUUAUGAAUGAUAACAUCUGAACUUGCAAAGGUGAUGAAUCCCAGCUCUGUCCAAGCAUGUCUGGGAGCACUCUAAAGGUUAUCAGCAGUCUUGUCAGGUAAGCACUGAAAAAUGGAGUGAAUAAUUGGGAGUAUGAGGGGUUUGUUUUAAGUAGCCAUAUUUCCAGAGGGAUGAGGAAGACAUAAGCAUUCUGAAGUCCCUCAGAAGAUCUGUUCAUAGGAUCUGUGGGUUGGACUAAGCUCAUUCUGGAUUUGAGGCAUUUCUUAUCCAACACUGGCCAGUGUGGCCCACCUGCAGUAAAUUCUGUGGAUUGUAAAAUUUGUGAAAGUCAGCACUGAGAUUAAACCAUUCUCAGCUCAAAGGUGUUGAAUUUGUUUCAUUUCUUUGGAUUCCCAUACUUGUCUUUUGGUGCUCAUAGGAAAAA
Molecule: messenger RNA, 9719 nt
Organism: Myiozetetes cayanensis
Lineage: Eukaryota; Metazoa; Chordata; Aves; Passeriformes; Tyrannidae
Gene: LARGE1
Product: LARGE xylosyl- and glucuronyltransferase 1
Biological process (GO): protein O-linked glycosylation via mannose
Molecular function (GO): xylosyltransferase activity; glucuronosyltransferase activity
Source: RefSeq, a predicted model, not a curated record